Molecule: messenger RNA, 5128 nt
Organism: Crotalus tigris (Tiger rattlesnake)
Lineage: Eukaryota; Metazoa; Chordata; Lepidosauria; Squamata; Viperidae
Gene: ATP13A2
Product: ATPase cation transporting 13A2
Exons: 30
Coding region: 524-4078 (1184 amino acids)
Biological process (GO): regulation of autophagosome size; autophagosome-lysosome fusion; regulation of mitochondrion organization
Cellular component (GO): membrane
Molecular function (GO): ATP binding; ATP hydrolysis activity; P-type transmembrane transporter activity
Source: RefSeq, a predicted model, not a curated record
CCCGCCCCCUCCGCGACCAGCUGCUGCAGGGGCUCCCGGGCUCCCCCCCCCCACGCGCCUCCACUUGGCCGGCAGCCGCGGGGCGAGCGGAGCUGUCCACCUGCUGGAAGGCGCGGGCGGCGGACGAAGAGCGGCGCAUCUCAAGCUUGGGGCAUCCCGCGGGGGAGGGUGCUGCGAUCCCGGGGGAGACCCGGCUCCCCUUCUUUUCCCUCCGGAGACUCCCCGGGGUGUCCUCUGGCUCGCGAAGGCAGCCUUAGACCGGCUUGGCCCGCCCUUCCCCUCCCGCAGGCCGGGCUCUUGCAAGCGGCCAGGUGACACGUAGCACUGCGGGCGGCCUGGAUUUCGGCGGAAGGCAAUUGCCCCCCUCCUCCCCCGACCGGCUCCACUCCGCCCUCCAGCGUCGGGAAAUGGGUGGCUGAGUGAACGUGACCACCGGCUACUUCCGUCCCUGGCCCUGAAGCUCUUGAUGGCGGGUGCAAGACCCAAAUUCUCCUGAGGAUGUUUGGGGAAACUGGAGGAUCCAAUGGAGGCUGCCGAACACGCCAGGAUCUGGCCAGGUAAUAGCAGCCUGUCCGGAGAGCAGCAGCUGAAUUACCAUUCUCUGGAGCAGAGCCCCUGCAAAUCCUCUACGGAAGUGAAGGGUUACCAGAGGAAAACAUGGAAGACACUGGUCUGCCACUCAGUCUCCGUGCUCACUCUGGGGCUCCCCUUGGCCAUCUUCCACUGGAAGCCGCACCUGGAGAUCUACGCCAAAUGCACGCCCUGCCCCUUGCGCCAGGCGGACUGGGUGCUCAUCCACGAUCAGCCGGGACGGUGUUUCGCAUCCAGGGUCCAAACACAGCAGAUAGAGGAUGGCAGCCCGGAGUCCGGAACCGACGAGGGGGGAAGCGCUAUUGCCGUGGGCGUUUCAGAUGACCGGACAGGAAGCCAGGACACAAUAUGGCUGCACCAGAAAGAAGAGAAAAACGUUCUGCGCUACUACUCCUUCGAAGGUGUGCGCUACCUCUGGGUGGAAAGGCGAAAGGCCUACUGCAGGGCCAGCACGUUGAAUGAAGACUGGACGUGCUCCGAUCUCCACCUCUCCUGCCGUGGUCUGAGCGUCCAGGAGCAGUCUGCCAGAAAGAUGAUUUACGGCCCAAACCUCAUUGACGUGCCAGUGAAGUCCUAUUUCCGGCUACUGAUGGAUGAGAUCUUGAAUUUGUUCUACUUUUUCCAAGUGUUCAGCAUCACUUUAUGGAUCUGCGAAGAAUAUUACUCUUACGCCGUCUGCAUCUUCAUCAUUUCCACCAUCUCGAUCGGACUCUCUCUCUACGUCACCAAAAAGCAAAACAGGACUCUCCGGGACAUGGCCAAGGUGGUGACCAGCGUGCAGAUUUGCCGACCUUCUGGAGAGAGAGUGGUGGUGAGUUCUGUGGAGCUCGUGCCAGGAGACGUCCUGGUGGUCUCUCCAGAGGGGAUGCUGGUUCCCUGCGAUGCCGCGCUGCUCAACGGCGAGUGUGUGGUCAACGAAAGCCUUCUGACUGGGGAGAGCACACCAGUCCUGAAGACCCCUUUGCCUAAAGGCCCGGAAGAAGCCAGUGCCAUCUAUUCCCCCGAAGAUCACAAACGACACACCCUGUUCUGUGGGACACAAGUCAUCCAGGCGCGAUCCUGCGGAGGCGCUGACAUCCUGGCAGUUGUGACCCACAUUGGCUUCUACACAGCCAAAGGGGAUCUCAUCAGCUCCAUCCUUCACUCCAAGCCAUUGAAGCUCCGAUUCCAUAACGAUGCUUGGAAGUUUGUCACCUUCCUUGCGAUCUUGGCCGUUGUUGGAACUGUCUAUAGCAUCAUCAUCUUAAGGAGGAACCAGGUUUCCCAGUGGCUGCUCGCCAUCCGUGCUCUGGACAUCGUGACGGUGGUUGUUCCCCCAGCCUUGCCAGCUGCAAUGACCAUGGGCACCAUGUAUGCUCAAAACCGGCUGAAAUGCCAGGGCAUUUUCUGCGUCAGUCCGCAACGCAUUGACCUCUGUGGGAAGGUGCACUUGGUUUGCUUCGACAAGACAGGGACCCUGACGGCUGAUGGCAUGGACAUCUGGGGCGUCGUCCCCCAGGCCAGCAGCUCUUUUCUCCCCGUCGUUCAUGACCUCCGCCAUCUGGCUGAUGGGCCGCUGCUUCGCUGCCUGGCCACCUGCCACACCCUCUCUCUGCUUGGAGAUCUGCCUAUAGGUGACCCGGUGGAUCUCCGGAUGUUGGAGUCUACUGGAUGGUCUCUGGUGGAAACCAAAGGGCCAGAGGUGGAGGCCUGCCUAGACCAGGACUUUGGGACCCAAGCUCUGCUCGUCAUGACUCCCCCGCAGCGGACAGAGCAGCUCCCCAGCACAAAGCCCCCCGUCCCCAUGGCUAUCCUCCGUCGUUUCCCGUUUUCGUCUGCUCUGCGAAGGAUGUGCGUUCUGGGGAAGGCUCCCGGCAACAGCCCCGUGGAGGCUUUCAUGAAGGGAGCGCCGGAGACGGUGGCCAGUUUCUGCAAGAGAGAAUCAGUCCCGCAGGAUUUUUCCCAGCAGCUGCACCAGUUCACAAGCAGUGGGUUCCGUGUUCUGGGGCUGGCUUAUAAGCCCUCGGUGGCCGUGGGGACCUUUGAAGAAGCCCAGGAAGUGACCAGAGACUGGGUGGAGGCGGACAUGAUCUUCCUUGGACUCCUGGUCCUCAAGAACGUCCUCAAGCCUGAGACGGCACCCGUCAUCCAUGUGCUGCGCAGUGCAGGGAUCCAAACUGUCAUGGUCACAGGGGACAACAUGCUCACUGCAGUGAACGUGGCGAGGAGCUGCCAAAUGUUGGAGGCGCAGGAGCGGGUGGUGUUUGUGAACGCUGUGCCGCCCAGCCACGGCAAGCCAGCUGCCCUCACCUUCACUCCUUCCAAUGUCUCUUCGGAGCAGGUCAAGGGUGCCCACCAACAAGACGACGACUUCCAGGAACAGCAGCCAUCCUCCUUCGCCUUGAACGGGAAAUCCUUUGCGGUUCUCUGCGAGUGCUUCCCAGCCCUCCUGCCCAAGAUAUUAGUCCAAACGACUAUCUUCGCACAGAUGUUACCUGAUCAGAAAACUCGCUUGGUUGAGCAUUUGCAACAGCUGAACUACUGCGUGGCGAUGUGUGGAGACGGGGCCAACGACUGUGGGGCUCUGAAGGCAGCCGAUGUGGGCAUCUCGCUUUCCGAAGCGGAGGCCUCGGCGGCAGCACCAUUCACUUCCCAGAUGGACAAUAUCAAGUGCGUCCCCAUCACCAUUAGGGAAGGAAGAUGCUCUUUGGUCACCUCCUUCGGCCUCUUCAAAUACAUGGCCUUCUACAGCCUCACGCAAUUUGUUUCCGUGCUCCUGCUGUACACGAUCAACACCAACUUGAGCGAUGGGCAGUUCCUGUUCACCGAUCUCAUCAUCACCACCACGAUAGUCGCUCUCAUGGGCAAGACGGAGCCUGCCGAGGACUUGGGUCUCCGGCGCCCACAGGGAGCUCUGAUCAGCCUCGCCGUCCUGGGCAGCCUUUGCCUCCAAACGGCUCUCAUCGUGGCCGUUCUGGUGAUCGUCUACUUCAUCACCAUCUCCCAGCAGUGGUUCACCCCUCUGAACAGCACUCUGUCGGCCCCUGCAAACCUCCCAAAUUACGAGAACACGGUUAUCUUCUGCACCUCGGGGUUCCAGUAUCUCAUUUUGGCGGUGGUCGUGUCCAAAGGCCGGCCUUUCCGCAAGCCGCUUUAUACCAACGUGCCCUUUUUGAUUGCCUUACUCUUGCUCACCGGCUUCAUGAUCUGGCUGACCGUCUUUCCGCUGGCCUUCAUGCAAAAGCUCCUGCGUUUGAAGAGCCCCGGUGACCUGAGCUUCAAAGUGAUCUUGCUGGGAAUGGCUGCUCUCCACUUCUUCGUGGCUUUCAUGCUGGAGGUGGGCCUGGACCAUGGCCUGCUGAAUGGCUUCCGGAAGCUGCGACGCAAGAAGGCAUCCAAAAAGCUUUACAAGCAGCUGCAGUGGGAGCUUAGCCAGGAGAAGAGCUCGUGGCCGCCUCUCCACGCACCUCUCUUUGCUCCCACCGCAACCUCCCCAGCCACAAGAUGACACCAGUCGGUGACUGUCUCUGUGUCGGGUCUCUGCUGCGGUUCCUUUUUGGAUCUAGUCCUUUCCUCCCAGCAGCUCUCCCGGUCCAUCGGGGUCCUCCAUUGACUGACAAAGGCAACUCUGAGACUCCUCUCCCCCUGUGGUGUUUCUCAGCCUCUAAGCACAUCGGAGAAAGAAACCUCUUGAACUCGCAUUUCUCUCUAAGCCAGACAACCAACAGUGGAAUUGCUGUGCUGCAGAGGAGCCAUUUCCGUCAGCCUCUCGGUCGAAGCCAUCAGCGGUCCCAAGAUUUUGGGCCUCUCUGGGGGGUUGUGUCUUCCUUGAGUUCCCUCCUCCUCAAAGGAUAAGCCUGUAGCAGCCGUUGUUUGCCACAUGCUGGCUAAAAAAAAGCUGGCUGAGAGAUCCCUUUGUCAAAGGCGAGAGCCCAAUGACCUUCAGACCUUCGGGGAAUUUCAGCACGUGCAGCACUCGUCCCCCAUCAGAACUUCAGGUCAGAGAAAGAUGCUGUCUCCAAGGGCUGGCCCCUGGCCAGUCUUGAGAAUCAGCUCCAUUUCAUGAACUGAGUGGAGGUCUUCUUUCCACUGCAAAGAGACCGGCUCUUCUUUGCCUGGGUUCCUCUGGCUACCAUUUCUAGUUGAUAAGGAUUCUUCACCAGCUUCCCACGGACGGGCACCCGUUGUGGAUGGCCACUUUUGCACCUGCACCACGGCCUCCCCAAUUGAAAAAAAGGGAGCCUGCGCAAGAGAGGACCAGAAAGAGCUGGGCCAUUCAGUCUGUUUUGCUUUGGUUAAGAUUUUCGUGUGUGUGCGCGCGCGUCUGUAUACAUAUACAUGCAUACAUAUAUAUACAUACACAUAAAUGUAUAUGUAUAUGUGUGUGUGUGUGUGUUAAAUUUGGAUUGCUGACAAAGAGUGAAAGGGAAGCUGGUAUAGCUAUUUCGAGCUGCUUAGCUCUCAUCAGCCAGUUACACCCUUCUGAGAUUCGAAGAUUUCUUCUUCCCAUAUUUGGACCGACCGGGUGCAUCAUAAAAAAAAACACUUACAUAUAUAC